AUGAUAAGAUGCACAUACACAUCUCAGAAGCAGAAGAAGCAGAAGCUAUGGCUUGAUGGAUUUGUAAGUUUGAAGGGAAAGAAGGUCAGCUUGUAUGACUCUGAAAAAAAGAUGAUAGAAAGCUCGUUUUUACCUGCUGUUGAAAACGACAUGGAGAUGCAGAAGUAUCUUGUUUAUGUUGAUUCGUUUGAAGAUCUGGAGAGUGAAUGUGCAGAGCUAGAUGAGGAGGAAAGAAAGCCCGGCAAUCGCAUUGAUAAGUGCAAUAAUGCUAGAAACAUCAAAGAUGCAUCAAAUAGUGUAAAUGUCAGUGAAUAUAAGCACAGUGCAAAUACAAAUAUGCACAGCAGGCUAGGUAGAGUCCCAAGUGGAAUAGAAGCCGAGGAGCCUAUGGAGUUGAGCGAAGACAAAGAGCAUGGAUGCGUAUCUAAGGGAAGAUCAUCAAGUGAAAUAAUUGAUUUAUUCAGAAGAUUAUAA
Messenger RNA from Ordospora pajunii, 474 nucleotides. RefSeq lists its product as uncharacterized. Bases 1 to 474 code for a protein of 157 amino acids. NCBI's taxonomy places the organism in Eukaryota, Fungi, Microsporidia, Ordosporidae. The record is from RefSeq and is a predicted model, not a curated record. The transcript has a single exon.